This is a messenger RNA of Aspergillus campestris IBT 28561, 3112 nucleotides long. Its product is annotated as GcvT family protein. Lineage: Eukaryota; Fungi; Ascomycota; Eurotiomycetes; Eurotiales; Aspergillaceae. Bases 385 to 2946 code for a protein of 853 amino acids. Gene Ontology annotation, cellular component: mitochondrion. Gene Ontology annotation, molecular function: oxidoreductase activity; protein binding. The transcript has a single exon. The record is from RefSeq and is a predicted model, not a curated record.
GAUGGUUCCACCACAUCACCUCCAUGGAGUAAACCAUUCCUUGAACGGGCCGUUCAAGUCUAGUCACUCCACUUUCUAUUGGUCAAAUAUAUCUAAUCAGCGAAAGCGUACGUGCGUCUCCCCACCUUUGAUAGCGAGGUGUGGAGGGGCUCUCCAGUCUAGAACCAGAUAUACCAUUCUGGGAAAAAAUGUCCCUCGCAUAUACCAUAUCCAUAAACUCUAGUCAUAAUGUCAUGACCGGCCCGGAUAUUCGCCGUUUCUCCGCAUCUCGGUGCAUUACAAGCUAUAUCAGCGAUGCUUGCCUCGAGCAGCAUAUCGGGAUCAUGUAUCAUGUCAUAUCCCAUUGAUUGAUCGGUCGGGUAUCGAAUCAAUCGUUUCCCAACAAUGGCCCCAACAAUGGCCCCAACAACACGAGUUGUCAUUAUCGGAGCAGGUAUCGUGGGCACCAACCUGGCUGACGAGCUGGUCUCGCGAGGAUGGAAGGACAUUACCGUCAUCGAGCAGGGUCCGCUGCACAUGCCAGGCGGAUCAACGUCCCAUGCACCCGGUCUCGUCUUCCAAACAGCGGGCACCAAAACCAUGACCCAUCUUGCACGCUACACCGUCGAAAAACUACUGUCGUUGGAAAAGGAUGGACAGAAGUGCUUCAACCAAGUGGGAGGCCUUGAGGUGGCGACUACACCUGAACGCCUUCAUGAUCUCAAACGCAAGCACGGCUUGGCCUCUUCGUGGGGCAUAGAGGCGCACCUCGUAAGCGGGCAGGAGUGCAUCAAGAUCUACCCCCACCUUAAUAAGGAUUUGGUACUAGGUGGUCUACAUAUCCCCAGCGAUGGUUUAGCACUGGCAGCGCGCGCAACGCAGCUCCUUAUUGAGCGCACUCGCGAGGCCGGCGUCCGUUACAUGGGCUUAACACCCGUCACCGGCAUUGAGCGAACGAAGAAUCGCGUCACAGGCGUGAAUACCCCGAGUGGCACUGUUUCCGCCGACAUCGUCAUAUCUUGCGCCGGUUUCUGGGGAGUCGAGUUGGGGGCCAUGGUCGAUGUCUCUGUUCCUUUACUUCCGCUCGCCCACCAAUACGCCAAAACUACUGCCCUACCUGCUCUCGCUGGACGGGAGGCCAAUACCCUGAAUAACGGGAUGAAUGCGGAGCUUCCAAUACUGCGGUAUCAAGACCAGGAUCUCUACUACCGCGAACACGGCGAUCAGUAUGGUAUCGGCUAUUACGGACACCGGCCAAUGCCUGUCACUGCAGCCUCACUAGGUCUCACCCCGAAGCAUGUGGACGAGCAUAACAUGCCAUCACGUCUUGAUUUCACUCGCGAGGACUUUGACCCCGCCUGGAAAGCCUCCCAAGAGCUCUUACCCAUUCUACAAGGUAGCCAGCUUGCCGAUGGUUUCAACGGAGUAUUCUCUUUCACUCCAGAUGGCGGGCCCCUCGUUGGACAGGCACCCAAUCUCGACGGCUUCUACGUUGCUGAAGCAGUAUGGGUCACUCAUUCAGCUGGUGUGGCACGAGCAAUGGCGGAACUGCUCACCACGGGCCAGUCCACGAUCGACAUGUCCGAGUGCGAGCUAUCCCGUUUUGAAGAAGUCCAACUGAACCGAUCCUACGUCAACGAAACCUCGCAGCGGAACUUCAUCGAAAUCUACGAUAUCCUCCAUCCGAUGCAACCAAAGGAAUCACCGCGGCAGCUGCGAACCAGCCCUUUCUACGCUCAGCAAAAGGAGCUAGGAGCAUACUUUUUGGAACUUGGGGGCUGGGAGCGCCCAUUCUGGUACGAAUCCAACGCACCCCUCAUCCGGUCUCUUCCGCCCGAAUGGAAGCCUGUUCCCCGCGACGCGUGGUCCGCACGAUACUACUCGCCCAUUGCGGCAGUCGAAGCAUGGAAAACACGAAACGCCGUAGCUAUGUACGACAUGACCUCCUUCCACCGGUUCGAGGUAUCCGGGCCAGGUGCAGUCCACCUCCUCCAGCGCCUGACUACGGCCGACGUCACCGCGAAGCCAGGAAGCACCAUAUACACCCUCCUCUUGAACACCCACGGCAACAUCCUCAGCGACAUCUUCGCCACACGCCUUCAGGACGACCUCUACCAAAUCGGCGCAAACACGGCCAACGACCUCGCCUAUCUCACGCGGGAGGCCCGCCACCUUACCCAACGAAACCCCACCCACUGGGUCCAAGUCCGAGACAUAACUGGCAGCACCUGCUGCAUCGGGUUAUGGGGCCCGCGUGCCCACGACGUCGUCCGCCCACUCAGCACAGACGAUGUCUCCCACGCCGGCCUCCCCUACAUGAGCGUCAAAAGGGCAACAAUCAACAGCAUCCCAGUGACCGUUUUCCGAAAAUCAUACAUCGGCGAGUUUGGCUGGGAGAUUCAGACAACCGCUGAGUAUGGCCAUCGGCUCUGGGACUCCAUCUGGCAAGCGGGCAAGCCGCACGGUCUCGUCGCCGCUGGUCGCAGCGCCUUUAACUCCCUUCGGCUGGAGAAGGGGUACCGCGUUUAUGGCGCCGAUAUGACGACUGAGCAUAACCCUUUCGAAGCUGGUGUUGAAUUUGCUGUCGACGCGGGCAAGAAAAAUGAUUUCGUCGGGAAGGCUGCGCUGGCACGUCUUGCGGGGAAGACGCCGGAAAGGCGGCUGCACUGUUUGACUGUUGAUGAUGGUAGGUCUGUUGUCCUGGGUAAGGAGCCUGUUUUUUAUAAGGGCAGGGCGGUGGGGUAUGUUACUACUGCUGCGUUUGGGUACAUGGUUUGCAAGCCUGUUGCUUAUGCCUGGCUGCCUGGUGAGGUGGCUGUGGGUGAGGGCGUUGAGAUUGAGUAUUUUGGGAGGAGGGCUAAAGCUACUGUGUCCGCGGAGCCUUUGUAUGAUCCGCAGAUGGGCCGUUUGCUUGAGAGUCCGUCUCCAAUAUCUGAACUGCAGACAUCGGUAAAAUCCCGUCUAUAGGGGCUGGGUUGUGGUGAGGAGCAGCGACAUGGUUUAGGAAUUCAAGGGUGGAGUUUCGUGGAUGUCUUGAUUUGGAUGAACUGAUGAUAUUGAUUUAUGAAUAAUGUUAAGAUAUUUACACUAAGCCUACUACAGGGAGCCAUGGACUUUAACACCUUUGUGUCUC